AUGUUGAUAUUAAUACUUUUUACAAUAUGUUAAUCAGUUAUCGUGAGUUUAGAUAAAACUUGUUUAUGUUCAGAAAUCUUUUUAGAAUAUGAUUGUACAGCAUUUGGAUGUAAAUUUGAAUAGAAAUUAUGUGCAAAUUUGGUUUGUUCUGAUGUUAAAUCAAGAGUAGAAUGUGAUUCAAGAUUUGAUUGUUCAUUUGAUCAUAAGACUUAAACUUGUUCUGUUUUUUCUUAAUGCAAUGCAUAUUAUGUAGAUGUAGAAGAGUAAUGUUAUAAUAAAGGCAAUUAAGUAAUAGGAUGUGUAUCAAGUGGUAAAAAAAGUGAAGGUUAUUAUUAAUGUACUAAUUAUUUGGCAAAACAAAUAGAGUAUGUUAUUUGUUCUGAAUAACUUACUUCAGCAAGUUGUAAUGGUGUAUAAUCAGAUGGUUAUAGAUGUGUAUGGAAGAGUAUAAGUAAUAAAUGUGUGGCAUUUUAAUUGAAUAAUUGUGAUGAUGCAUCUGACUUAAAUGAACCUUUGUGUGAUAUAACUUAUUGUGUAUGGUCAAACAAUGAUUGUAAAGAGAAAUAAUGUAAGGAUUUUACAUCUUAAAGUUCAUGCAAAUACAUUCCACAUUUAGAUGGUAAUUAAUUUACUAUAUGUUCUUGGACAGGUAAUUAAUGUAUUGAAUUGAACAGUGUUUCUUAACUAUAAUAAAAUAAUUGUUCAAUUCUAACAUUAGGUACAUACUUUUGGAAUAAUGUAAAAAAUCAAUGUAUAGAAUGUGAAGGAUAUAGUAAAUUAUUUUUAAUGAGUUUGAUUAUAUUAAUCAUAUAAUUCUGA
Paramecium primaurelia is the source of this 819-nucleotide messenger RNA. Lineage: Eukaryota; Ciliophora; Oligohymenophorea; Peniculida; Parameciidae. The record is from the annotation of a GenBank genome assembly.